AUGCAUCUAUUUGGGCCUCUCUUGUUACUUAGUUUACUCAUACCAGGCCUAUUGGCCUCUGUCAUUACUUGUCCGACCGGUUGCGAUAAGGUAUUUCAAUCUUUAUUCACUGAUUGCUCAUUGGAAAAGGCCGAAGAAGCACUGAAACAAUUAGAUAGUCCGUGCGCACACUUUUAUCGCUACUUUAUAUCUAGUUAUUACCACUUAGAUGGGAAGAGUGCACUUAAAUCUCUACUUAUUUCACUUGAUUCUGAAUGUGAAGUAAAAGAUCUUGCCCGAAUGGUUUAUGCCUCGAAGAUAGAUGGUAAGUACGGGUUAUUAGGAACUGCUCAGGAAUCAGGUGAGUACUUUCGUGAUCUAGCUGAGAAGGUCUUUAAGACAUUCUUUACUCAGAAGUUAGUCCUGUUUGCUAAAUGGGAGUUUGAACAUUUGGAGAAGGAAGGUGAAAACAAGCGGAUUAUUGAUUUCAUUAAGACUUUGACUCGUGGUGGAGAUGCAUCAGCAGCUGAGAAUUUAUUGUCUUUGAUUAAGAUAGGACAUGUAGAUGCGGCUGCGCAUUUAGAUUUCUUGAAAGCUAGUGCUAGAGCCGGUCGAGCCGAUGCAAUGGGUAUUCUCGGGAAUAUGUACUACUAUGGCUGGGGUGUAGCCCAAAGUAAAAUGGCUGCUCGCCACUACUUUGCUGAAGGGGCUAAGAAGAACGAUCCUGACUGUUUGAACGGUCUAGGAAUGAUUCUAGCCCAAGAGAAGAGUAUUGGUGAAGCUAAAGGUCUACUGGAGAAAGCUUCGGCAAUGGGUUCAGCCGCUGCUGAUUAUAACUUGUUUUUGAUCUAUGAAGAUAGUAAGAACUUCCUAGGCGAUUUACAUCUGUUAAAAGCAGCUAAGCAAGAAGGGUACUUGCCAGCAGUGUAUAGACAUGGUUUAAAUGCCUGGAAGAGAAAAGAGUACCAAGCAUCAGCUUCACAAUUCAAAAGCAUUGCUUCAUACUCCCCUAAGAUUCUUGAGUUAGAAAAGCUAGCAGUAAGUUAUUGUCGCAAUCAGCAAGAUAAGGCGGCUUUUUAUCUAUCCUUACUAUUAGGAGAUUUAGGCCAAACAACUAGUUAUAAGAAUGCUUUAUUUGUUCUUCAAACUCGCCAGUUAAAGAUUCCACAAGUUGAUAUGUUACGUAUUCUUAUUGCCCGACGAGUAGCCGAUACGGGCAGUAGUCAAGCGGCUAUUUGUCUGGGUAAUGUUUACUACUACGGCCAGGGAGUUCCAAUCGACCGUUCUAAAGCAUUCGCCCGGUACUUUGCUGCUUCUUUAAUGGGUUCAGCUGAAGCCCACUACUUACUAGGCUGGAUGUAUGAGCAUGGCCAAGGUGUACCUACCAAUUACUUACAAGCCCGCCAUCUUUAUGCCCGCAUGCUUAAAACCAAUCCCUCCGCCUACCUUCUUUAUGUUCUCCUCCUUAUUCGGCUCUUCCUUAAGCAGCACCGAGCUAAAAUCAUCUCUACGUUUACUCUUCUAGGUAGUUUUAUCCUUUCCACCUAUCUACUUAGCACACUUAAAUCCUUCCCUAUUCUUUCCCUUCUGACCAGUCCGUUUACCACCACCAAGCCAACCAAUCAAGACGACCUCCUACCAGAACCAACUCAACCCACCAGUCAAGAUGAAUUAGCUGAUGAUGAAUUAGGUGAUGAUGAGUUAAUUGAAGCUGACUUAGCUGAAGAUGAGUUGAGUAAUGACGUAGGUGAUGAAUUGGUUGAUGAUGAAUUAGUUGAAGCUGACUUAGGUGAUGACCUAGGUGAAGAUAACUUAUGUGAAGAUGAGUUAAUUGAAAAUGAGUUAAUUGAAGCUGAUUUAGCUGAAGAUGACUUAGCUGAAGAUAACUUAUGUGAAGCUGACUUAGGUGAUGAAUUAGUUGAAGCUGACUUAGCUGAAGAUGAGUUGAAUAAUGACUUAGGUGAUGAAUUAGUUGAAGCUGACUUAGUUGAAGCAGACUUAGCUGACGAGAACUUAGCUGAUGAUGACUUAGCAGAAGAUAACUUAGAAGAAGAUAUUGAAUUCAGUUUUAAUGAUAGUGAUAAUGAAAAUGACCUCAGUGCCGACGAAGUACUUGAUGACUUAAUUACAAACAACAAUAUUCCCAACCAGAAUGAAGAUACUACUACUACUACUACUACCUCAAACAAUCCCGAAGUAGAUAACUCUAACUCCAACUAA
Messenger RNA from Nematocida homosporus, 2199 nucleotides. Its product is annotated as SEL1 protein. Gene Ontology annotation, molecular function: protein binding. The transcript has a single exon. The record is from RefSeq and is a predicted model, not a curated record. The coding region runs from base 1 to 2199 and encodes 732 amino acids. NCBI's taxonomy places the organism in Eukaryota, Fungi, Microsporidia.